Molecule: messenger RNA, 2527 nt
Organism: Beta vulgaris subsp. vulgaris (sugar beet)
Lineage: Eukaryota; Viridiplantae; Streptophyta; Magnoliopsida; Caryophyllales; Amaranthaceae
Product: polyamine oxidase 1
Exons: 10
Coding region: 579-2075 (498 amino acids)
Biological process (GO): polyamine catabolic process
Molecular function (GO): polyamine oxidase activity
Source: RefSeq, a predicted model, not a curated record
UAGGUAUGAGAAAUUAUUCUCACUGGUUGAAGCUCAAGAUUCAACCUGAAGAAUUAGGGUUUCACAACUUCUGUAAAAUUAUGGAAGACUAUUGGAGUACGUUCAUCCCAAAAUUUCCACAUCUGCAGAUCGUAUGCCGAACCAGAGCGAACUCACAGAUUGCAUUGCUUCAGAUGAAGAUUUUUAUUAAGGCAAAAUUAAGUCAAAUCUGCGAUGUUUACAUUUUUAGGGUGAUAUGUAUUUCUAUUAGAAUUUUAUGUUUUUCAUAAAUGACUUGUAAGUGUCGUUUGGCGAAAUAUUAAUGAAAUCCCUUUUAUUUCUUUAAAAAAAAAAAUUAAAAAAAAAACAAAUGGUGAUAUUGAAACACUGAGAGUAUUCAAUUGUCCUACUACCUAGCCCACUAGCCCAUAUGCACCUUUAAAUUCGUAAUUUUCGAGGUCGGUUCUUUUAAUCAUCUUCCCCAAAAACAAAAACAAUCACAAAAACUAUAAAAACCAACUCCCGCUGUUUUAACACCCCCGCCUUCUCUCUCCUCAAAACAAACUUUCCAUUUUCUCUCUCCUCUCCUCACUCCUCUAAUGGAUUCCACUAAACAUUCUUCAGUCAUCAUUAUCGGCGCUGGAAUCUCCGGCAUAUCAGCAGCGAAACAACUCGCCGAUAAUGGCGUUGAAGAUAUCGUUAUUCUCGAAGCUUCCGAUAGAAUCGGCGGUAGAAUUCGUAAAGAAACUUUUUCCGGCGUAAAUGUCGAACUCGGCGCCGGUUGGAUCGCCGGCGUCGGCGGUAAAGAAUCAAACCCGGUCUGGGAACUCGCGAACCGGGCCGGGUUACGUACUUGCUUCUCCGAUUAUAGCAAUGCUCGUUAUAAUAUCUACGACAGAGGUGGGAAAAUAUUUUCGAGCGAAAUUGCUGCUGACUCGUAUAAAAAAGCGGUUGACUCGGCGAUUGAGCGACUCAGUAAUGAAGCUGAUAAUACUUUUGAGCCUCCCAACUCGCCUAAAACACCAAUUGAAUUGGCAAUUGAUUUCAUCCUCCAUGAUUUUGAAAUGGCAGAGGUAGAACCAAUUUCUACAUAUGUUGAUUUUGGGGAAAGGGAAUUUCUAGUUGCUGAUGAAAGAGGGUACGAGUAUUUGUUAUACAAAAUGGCUGAAACGUUUCUUUUGACUUCUGAUGGUGAGAUUUUGGAUAAUCGGCUAAAACUCAACAAGGUUGCUCGGGAAAUACAAAACUCAAGGAGCGGCGUUACAGUAAAAACAGAGGAUGGUUGCAUCUACGAGGCUAGUUAUUUAAUUUUGUCUGUUAGCAUUGGCGUACUCCAAAGUGAUCUGAUUACUUUUAGGCCACCUUUGCCCGUACGUAUCCUCCUUUUUAAUUGUAGGUGGAAGACUGAAGCCAUUGAUAAAUGUGAUGUGAUGGUAUAUACUAAAAUCUUCCUCAAGUUUCCUUGUAAGUUUUGGCCAUCCGGACCAGAUAAAGAAUUCUUCAUCUAUGCACAUGAGAGGAGAGGCUACUAUACGUUCUGGCAGCACAUGGAUAGUGCCUAUCCAGGAUCCAAUAUUCUCGUUGUAACAUUAACAAAUGGUGAAUCGAAACGUGUUGAAGCCCAACUUGACGAAGAGACUCUCAAAGAAGCCAUGGAAGUUCUUAGAGACAUGUUCGGCUCUGACAUACCAGAUGCCACUGACAUACUUGUCCCUCGCUGGUGGAAUAAUCGCUUUCAGAGGGGCAGCUAUAGCAAUUACCCCAUCAUUUCCAACAAUCAGCUUGUGCAAGAAAUUAAGACUCCAGUAGGACGCAUAUUCUUCUCAGGAGAGCAUACAAGUGAGAGAUUUAAUGGCUAUGUUCAUGGAGGAUAUCUUGCAGGCAUUGACAGCGCAAAUACUUUGUUAGAAGAAAUGAGAACGGAGAAAGGAAGACAAAACAACAGUACUUCACCAUUCCUGUUGGAACCUUUGCUAGCUUUAACAGGAUCAUUGACUUUGUCUCCCAGUGAGAAGAUAUCAAAAAUUCACAAGUAUGAGUUGCCUAGGCAAAUAUUCCUUGGCAGCAACCUAGGAUUGCCAGAGGCCAUUUUAUGACUAAAUGGACGAAUCACUUGUGAGCAAUUUAUUGAUUGUAAUGGUGCACUCGUCGAGCCAAACAGCAGGGCAAGCUAUGGUGCUUGUACCACCCGCCAAGCAAAAUAUAGAUGAUACUUGAUUGGGACAUUGGAGAUGGAAGCUACCUGCAUUGGUUGGCGUAGUUGAUGUAAGAGUAUGCAAGUUCAAGUUGAUUAAGUCAAGCAGUAUACUCAUAAUGAUUUGGUGAAUAGUUAGUUAGAUGAGAGUAAAGAAAAUUGAUUGAAGCAACAAAGCAUAUUUUGGAUAGGGUUCAGUAGUUUUGGAUUAUGUAUGUGGUUUAUCUGAUGUUAACCAGCUAAAACGCUAAUCCAAUUCAUUCAACAUGUACUAUAACUUCUUUUUUGGAAGGAAAAAGAUGUACUUUAUUGUAAGAUUCUAAUAUUAUCAAGUAUAUAUUGAUUAUCAAUAAA